This is a messenger RNA of Mercurialis annua (annual mercury), 2016 nucleotides long. RefSeq names its product polygalacturonase 1 beta-like protein 3. NCBI's taxonomy places the organism in Eukaryota, Viridiplantae, Streptophyta, Magnoliopsida, Malpighiales, Euphorbiaceae. The record is from RefSeq and is a predicted model, not a curated record. The transcript has 2 exons. The coding region runs from base 57 to 1910 and encodes 617 amino acids.
CCACUCUCUAUUUAACCAUCUUGACACAAGCAGCUAGAUCAGUCACAUACACCACAAUGUGUAUUCUCUUCUUCAUUCUCCUCUUAUUCUCAAUCUCAUCUUCCAACAAGCUUUCUUUAGCAGCAACAACAAAAACAACCGAGUUGAACCCGUUUUCUCCUAAAGCAUCUUCGAUUCGUUAUUGGAACAAACACAUCUCCAACACCUUACCUAAAUCUCAGUUUCUCCUUUCUAAAGCUUCUCCACUCACUGCUGUUGACUCGGCUUUCCUUUCCCAACUCGCUGCCCACAACUCACUCUCUUCCCAUUUUGAUUCCUUCUGUUCUCUAGCCAAUUUAUAUUGCUCUUUUGACUCUAAACCACGCAAUGCUGAUAACAAAGAUGCCAACUUUGCUCUUUACUCCAACAAACGCUUUUCGAACUAUGGUGGGUCAAAACUCGGAGGGGCCGACUCGUUCAAGAAUUACUCCAAAGGGUUGAACUCGGUUCAAGACUCGUUUAUAAAGUACAGCCGUGAAGCAACGGGACAUAGCGAAGGAUUCACUAACUAUGGUACUGAUGCAAACGUUGCUAAUGCAACGUUUGGAAACUAUGGCGCUGGUGCAACUGGCGGCUCGGGCGAGUUCAAAAGCUACGAUGACCGAGUCAAUGUACCGGGUCUCAGAUUUACUACAUAUGAUUCUGAUGGAAAUAAUCAUAAGCUGACGUUUACAACUUAUAGCGAGGAUACAAAUUCUGGGUCUCAGUCAUUUACUAGCUACGGGAAGAAAGGAAACGGAGUUCCAGCUGAGUUCGCAGCUUAUAGUGGUGACUCAAAUAUAAUUGAGUCAACAUUUACGGGUUAUGGCGAGUUAGGUAAUGCAGCAAAUGAUAGCUUUACAGGGUACGGUGUUUCAGGCAAUAACCCGCAUAAUAAUUUCAAAAACUACGGCACCGGUGCAAAUUCCGCCGUGGAUAGCUUCUCGAGCUACAGAAAUGGAGCAAAUGUCGGUCAUGACUCGUUCCAGUCGUAUGCUAGGAAUACAAAUGCAGGGAAGGUUAAUUUCGUAAAUUAUGGAAAAACAUUCAACCCUGGAAAUGAUACAUUUAAAGAAUAUGGUAAAGGAUCAAAGGGUAUCACAACCGUUGGUUUCAAAACCUACGGUCCUGAUCGGUCUUUCAAAGAUUAUAUUCAAAAAGGUGUCACUUUUGCUGGUUACACCAACACUACAACGACUAGUGGCAGUUUUGUAAAUAAAAGAUUUGUUGAACCUGGCAAGUUUUUCAGGGAGUCAAUGUUGAAGGAAGGGAAUGUUAUGGCCAUGCCCGACAUUGUAGAUAAAAUGCCCAAAAGGUCAUUUUUGCCCUUAUCAAUUGUCUCUAAAUUACCAUUUUCAUCCUCGAAUCUUACCGAGAUGAAGAAAAUUUUCCAUGCACUAGAGGACUCAGAAACGGAGCGCGUGCUUGUCAACGCGCUAGCCGAAUGCGAGCGAAAAGCUAGCCAGGGUGAGACCAAGCGGUGCGUGGGCUCGUUGGAGGAUAUGAUAGACUUUGCUGUAUCGGUCCUGAGCCGCAAUGUGGUGGUCAGGACCACUGAAAAUGUUGCUGGGUCAAAGAAAAAUGUGCUGAUAGGAAAAGUCAGAGGGAUCAACGGUGGAGAAGUGACUAAAUCGGUGUCGUGUCAUCAAAGUAUGUACCCGUAUUUAUUGUAUUAUUGUCACUCAGUUCCCAGAGUUAGAGUUUAUGAAGCUGAAAUUCUUGAUGCUGAGAGUAAAGAUAAGAUCAAUCGUGGGGUUGCCAUUUGUCAUAUUGACACGUCAGCAUGGAGUCCAGAUCAUGGUGCCUUCGUGGCAUUAGGAUUCAGCCCUGGACUAAUUGAAGUUUGCCAUUGGAUUUUUGAGAAUGAUAUGACGUGGACUAUAGCUGAUUGAGUAGUAGUUGCUUUAGUUGAAAUUUGAUUUUAAUGAAUUCAUGUAAGAGGUGAUUUUGUUUCCUUUUUUUGGAUUUUAAUAUUUAUUUUUCGGUUUUUAAUAUUUA